CUACGUCCACGAUGACGGGCUACAUACGAGCGGCAUUAUCGCCGCUUCUUGUUAUCAGUUACGUGUUCGGUACAAGGAUUGUCGAAUUUCCCGCGGGUAAACCAAGACUGUGGUUCAGUUUUUUAUACAUAUUUCUAUCCUGGUCGGUUUAUCAUAUUCUACUGAUAUAUACCGCAAUACAUUACGUAAACGACCAUCCUUUCACAUACCAUAUUGCUUUUCAUCUCAACAUAUUUAUUGCAUUCUUGUCAGUAGUUCUUGGAAUAUAUUACGACAAGAAAUACAGAAACUGUUUGAGAAAACUCGCCAUCAUUGACGAUACGCUAGAGAAGCUCGGAACAGCGACAGAUUACCAGAAAGUAUACAUGACGGUAUUGUCGGUCAUCUUUGGAUGGAUCGCGUUUGCCAUAUCCGUAACUUACGUCAAGAGCUUCUGGUUGAGAGAUCGUUGCGACGCUCUGAAAGCCAUGUACGUUUCUUUCCUGCUGGAAUAUGUCUCUUACAUCAAUCUCAUCGGCGAUUUGAUUAUCGCCAGUACUCUUCGAUACAUAGAACUGAAAUUUGAUCAAGUUAAUGAGUACCUGCGAAAAUCGGAGGAAGUCGACGAGUAUGAAACAAAACGCACAUGGGAACAUUUCAUGUUGCAUUCGCGCCCAGUCGGGUACCCGAAAUCUUCACGCAGCAAAUAUACCACGUGGAUCGUAAUACAUCUUCAUUUAGAAUUACGAAAAAUAUGUCGUGAGGUGAACUCUAUAUUCGAGCUGCAAAUGACACUAAAAAUGGGCUGUUAUUUCGCUUUUAUAUCGAGAAAUAUUAGUGAGAUCUUCAAAGCGAUAUUCAACGAUACUUACAUCAGCGAUACUUAUCUCAACAAAAACAACGAUAGUUACAUUAACAAAAACAAACUCUUUUUUCUCUUGAUUGCAAUCUCACUUGCUAUAUACCUUUUCAGACUCUUUCUCAUUAAUUAUAUGUGCGAAAGAGUCAGCGUUAAGGUAUCGUUUACACAUUCAUAUUUGACGUACUUUGUGUUCGCUUUCACGCGCGUCCGCGAUUGUUUGACUAUUAAAUUAUAUUAUAUUUACAUUCCAUUGUAUAUACAAAUUCGCUGCGCUGAAACCCGGUCUUGUUUGGCACAUUUCAAUUACAGGCAAAUGCAACGGGAGAUGUUAUAAAUAUAAUUUCAUAUUCCUCGUGCGACGUUGUCACUCGCGAAAACAUUUCGCAACUUUUACUGCAACUGACUCGAACUCCGCUCAAAUUCUACGGGCUAAGACUUUUUCAGUUUGGCUUGAGAUUCCUUCACAGGUUUACCGGCUCCAUUGCAACCGUUAUAGUUAUAUUAAUUCAGUCACACACAAGCGUAAAAUGCUGCAACGCGUCGAAUUAAUAUUUUCCAUUGUACUGUCUAUUACGCAGUGGUUUAUUCAUUAACUGAGAAGCAGCGUUUUCGCGCAUUUUGCUCGCUGUUCGAUUAUUCUCUCGAGAGACAUCAUUGCAUAACUGUCGGAGUGUGAAAAUAAAGAGCAUAAGAAAACGUAAUAUCGCGAGAUCCCUACAUGUUUUUUUCUCAUACAGAAAAAAAAUAAUUAAUUCAUUAGUAAUUCUAUGCCGAUAGUUAUGCAAAAUUCAGCGGAUCGAUCGUUUCAAUACGCGUAAGUGCAGCAAUUGCGAAUUACGGAAAUGCGCUAUCAUUGUCGUACAGCCUAGCUGUCAACGGGAAAAUUGAGUUACAAUAGUGGCGCCGUCACCAGCAUGGCGACAAACAUUCAUGCAGUUUUGUCGACGGUUCUGAUCGUCAGCUACGUGUGCGGUUUGAGGAUUGCUGAGUUUCCAGUGAGGCAUUCAGUAAGAUGGCUCAGUCUUUCGUACAUCUU
Odontomachus brunneus is the source of this 1877-nucleotide messenger RNA. RefSeq lists its product as uncharacterized. The coding region runs from base 12 to 1175 and encodes 387 amino acids. Gene Ontology annotation, biological process: sensory perception of taste. Gene Ontology annotation, cellular component: membrane. Lineage: Eukaryota; Metazoa; Arthropoda; Insecta; Hymenoptera; Formicidae. The record is from RefSeq and is a predicted model, not a curated record. The transcript has 7 exons.